ACAGUCGGUAUGGAAACAUUAUUGGAGUCACAUCAACGCAGUCAUGUACCAGAACAGCUUGUGAUGAAGGAACUGAGGAAAUCGCUACAUCUCUAGAAAAAUAUUUUCAACACUUCACAAUGGCUCAACGAUCCAACCAAAGUCUGAUUUCUGCCUUCUUUGGUCAGGCUGCGAAGAAACGCAGAACCGAUCAGGAAGAGAGGAUUGCUGUAGAUGCUACCGAGCCCGCUACUGAUUCUCCAUCGUUUGCAGAUGAUACAGUCGAACCUCAUCAGGCAAGUGAUGACAAAACUUUAGAGAAUAUUGCUCAGUGCUCAUCGGCAUCAGCAACUAGUAAUCCAGAUGCUGAACUCCACCACUUGCAGCACGACUCUUACACCACAUCAUCUACGGAAUCAAUGAGGUCAGAUGCAUGCCCUAAUUCCUCAUUAAAUGACAUUGGACAUUAUAUUGGUAAAACCAUCGAUGAACAUACUAAAAUGAAAUUAUUGGAGCAACCGUGGGUCCCACCAGAAAAUUACUCUUUUCCUCACUCAAAACGAUCUGUAUCAGGAAAAUCAAUAAAAAAUUUUCUUAGGCCAAGUCAUUUACAGGCACAUAAGGAUUGGCUCGUACUUUCCGAUGUAAAACAAGGGCUGUUCUGUAAAUACUGUCCGUGGUUCACUAAUCGUAAUGAGGGGGGCUACUGCAAGAAUGUUGCUCUAAAAACUCUUGUAACCGAACCUUUGAGAAAUUUCAAAAAAUUAACAGGAUCUGAUGGACACUUGGAAGUCCACUGCAAUACCCAAUAUCAUAAAGAUGCCGUGACAGCAGGGAAAAACUUUCUAAGAGUAUACCACUGCCCGAAAAUGGAAGUAAAUAACCUCAUCAAUGAAGAACGGCUCUCUCAAUCCCAGAAAAAUCGUCAGAAACUUCUUUCUAUAGUUAAAACUGUCAUUUUGCUUGGUAGGCAGAAUAUUCCUAUGAGGGGGCACAGAGACAUUGGCCACUCAAUUUAGAGAUGAGUGAUACAGUCUCUAAUGAGGGUAA
Nilaparvata lugens (brown planthopper) is the source of this 1029-nucleotide messenger RNA. RefSeq lists its product as uncharacterized. The transcript has 2 exons. The record is from RefSeq and is a predicted model, not a curated record. The coding region runs from base 120 to 998 and encodes 292 amino acids. NCBI's taxonomy places the organism in Eukaryota, Metazoa, Arthropoda, Insecta, Hemiptera, Delphacidae.